AUGGGAAAGAGAACGCUCUCGUGUGCUCCAUCUCCAUCAGCCGAUGGGACGAUCAAUGGGGCUGUAAACAACGGAACAAUCGGAAGAGUUGGAAAUAUAAAUGGGUUCAUUGCUGGAUCAUCCGAAUCAAAAAGAGAUCGGGAAAAAGAUUUAAAUAACGAGAUCGACAACUUCUUUCAAAGUCCUUCCGAACGACAAUCAUCCAAUCUAUUUUUGCGGAAAUCGGAAAUUGAACAAGAUAUUUCCAACGAAACGGGCAACGAGGCCGAUCAUGAAUUACAAGAUGAUGCCGAUUCAGAUUUGGAUACAGCAGAUAAUAAGGAGGCAAUUGAUGAUCAAGAAGAGGUGAAGGAGGCGACCAAUGAUGUGAAGACAAACAAA
Messenger RNA from Paraglomus occultum, 381 nucleotides. NCBI's taxonomy places the organism in Eukaryota, Fungi, Glomeromycota, Glomeromycetes, Paraglomerales, Paraglomeraceae. The record is from the annotation of a GenBank genome assembly.